Messenger RNA from Lobosporangium transversale, 446 nucleotides. RefSeq lists its product as hypothetical. The coding region runs from base 163 to 342 and encodes 59 amino acids. Lineage: Eukaryota; Fungi; Mortierellomycota; Mortierellomycetes; Mortierellales; Mortierellaceae. The record is from RefSeq and is a predicted model, not a curated record. The transcript has a single exon.
UACACACACUCACCUGCCUACACACACACACACACACACACACACACACACACACACACACAAGUUUUAUUUUAAACAAAAUACAUAAAAUGCAGAUUUUUGUCAAGACACUCACCGGCAAGACCAUUACUUUGGAGGUAGAGUCCUCCGACACUAUCGACAAUGUUAAACAGAAAAUCCAGGACAAGGAAGGUAUUCCUCCAGACCAGCAGCGUCUCAUCUUUGCUGGAAAGCAACUUGAAGAUGGACGUACGCUUUCCGAUUAUAAUAUUCAAAAGGAGUCGACCCUUCACUUGGUCCUCCGUCUCCGUGGAGGUAUGCAGAUUUUCGUCAAGACUUUAACCGGUAAAACUAUCACUUUGGAAGUUGAGUCCUCCGACACCAUCGAUAACGUCAAGCAGAAGAUUCAGGACAAGGAAGGUAUUCCCCCAGACCAGCAGCGCCUC